Myodes glareolus (Bank vole) is the source of this 1299-nucleotide messenger RNA. Lineage: Eukaryota; Metazoa; Chordata; Mammalia; Rodentia; Cricetidae. The record is from RefSeq and is a predicted model, not a curated record.
CCGUCCCCGUGUCCCGUGUCCCCACCCCCCACCGCUAUUUGCUGUUUGUCUCACUCUGCAGUUUUAAAAAAAUCUGUCUCCCCACGUCCUUCCACUCUCCUGGCAUUUGCUAAACUAAACCAGGAUUUUUUUUUUAAGUUGGUCAGCUGACACAGGUUUCUAAAAUUGACCUAUUUGUCUGUCUGUUAGAAUAAUAUGGCCACAGUUUGUAUAUAUGUAUGAGUGUGUAAAUGUGUUUCCACGAUGUGCUUAAUUUAUAUUUCCGUGUGCACAGUCCGCCAUCUUUGGUAAGGGUACCCCUGUGUGCUAGUUUGCCGUAUUUGAUAAGGGUACCCACAUGUGCUAGUCUGCCAUCUUUGGUAAGGGUACCUACAUAUGCUAAUAUUCUUUGACUUAUUAAAAUAUUCCUUUUAAUCUUCUUGCAUCUGCUAGCAUUGAUAAUCUGUAACUAAUUGGAUAAAAUACACUAAAUUUAGCUUAUAUGCCCAGUUUAAAAUAACAGGUGAUGGUACCCUGACUCUCAGGUGCCUUUACAGAUCUGAGGGUAUGGCAUUUAACAAAAAGAGCCUCUAACACAGACAUGCCAGCUUUUGCAGCACCCAUUAGCUCCUCCAAGAAGACUCAUGGUUCCUUCUACCUCCAGCUUGCCUUUGGGUUUGGCAGAGCCACCCACACAGCAAAAAGUGGCCUUCCACUGCUUCAUCUUCCUGGAUGCUUCACCCCGGGAAUCGAUCUCUUCCUCCUGCCAAGACAGGUCACUCUUGCUGCCUGGGCCAAGAUCAACUCACAAAGUGCUCUCCAGACAACACCAAACACCUGCAGCAGCUCCUGGGACUUCAUCAUUGGUACCAACUCUCCUGGAUCAAGGACACCUGACAACUAAAAUCUGGUUUUAUCUGCUAUUGUGUCCCACCCCAUGGCCAGUCCCAUUUUAUAGGGCCAAUAAUAACAAUUUUUUCCUCCUAACCACCUGCCUUCUCAUCUCCCUCAAAAAGCAGCUGCCUAAAGACUCCAGGAUGGCAGCAAACUGGAUGCUGCUCCAGCCACUCCUCUCACUGAGCAUGAGCCCAACUCCCAGCUCUCCCCGCUCCCACUUUGCCCCAUGCCUGCAGGAAGUAGCCAAACUGGAGCCAACACCACUAGAUCCAAGGACUCUGGGAUGUUUGAUCAAAAUUAAGACUCCAGAUCCCAGACCUCUGACACCCCUAUAUCCAAGAAGUUUGGGAUGAUUGGAAGUGUCACCCCAGCCCCUGGCCUGGGAGUUGUCUUGGUCCAGAUUCUAACUCCCAGCCUGCCAAG